ACAGGCGUGGUGUACGAGCACCCCCGCAUCGGCUCCGACGGAGAAUCGGAGGAGGCGAGCGGCACGUCAGACGAGCUCACCAGUCCAGUACACGUCAAACUACGGCAGAGGAGGGACCGGGAACGGCGGCCCAGUGCUAACGAGAUCAACAAACGGCUGUCGCUGCCGGCCGAUCUCCACCUGCCCGAGUCUUUCCUUCAGAAACAGUCGCUCAGUCCGACCCUGGAUGGGAGUCUGACCCGAGCCACCCGACGACAGUCACUCUCAGAGAUCGGCUUCGGCCAGCAGGACACCUACAUCAAACUCGACAAACUCGGAGAGGGUACCUACGCUACUGUCUAUAAGGGCAAGUCGCGACUCAUUCCGAACCGGAUCGUGGCAUUGAAGGAGAUUCGGCUGGAGCACGAGGAGGGCGCGCCCUGCACCGCCAUUCGCGAGAUCUCCCUGCUGAGGAAACUCAAACAUGCCAACAUCGUGACCCUCCACGACGUGUGUAACACCAGUACGUCAAUGACGCUGGUUUUUGAGUUUCUGGAGAAGGAUCUCAAACAGUACAUGGAAGACUGCAAUAACGUACUCAGCCUCAACAACGUCAAGCUGUUUCUGUUCCAGCUGCUGCGCGGCCUCGCCUACUGCCACCAGUACCGGGUGCUGCACCGCGACCUGAAGCCGCAGAACCUGCUCAUCAACCAGCUGGGCGAGCUCAAACUGGCCGACUUUGGCCUGGCGCGCGCCAAGUCAGUGCCCACCAAAACCUACAGCAACGAGGUGGUGACACUGUGGUACCGGCCGCCGGAUGUGCUGCUCGGAUCCACCGUCUACUCGACGCCGAUCGACAUGUGGGGCGUGGGCUGCAUCUUCUUCGAGAUGGCGGCCGGCCGGCCCCUCUUCCCCGGCUCCACAGUCAAAGACGAGCUGAUGCUCAUCUUCAAGACACUGGGCACGCCGACCGAGCAGACGUGGCCAGGGGUGACAUCUAUCGACGAGUUUAAGCAGUACAACUUCCCGCCGAGCCGCUCCGAGUCGCUGGCGGAGCGGUGUCCGCGGCUGGGCGGCGACGGUCUGGCGCUGCUGCGACAGUUCCUGCUGUACGAGGUGACGGGGCGGAUUGCCGCCGCCGACGCCAUGCGACACCCGUACUUUGGCUCCCUGGGACCGGCUGUGCUAUCACUACCAGACGAUGUUUCAAUAUUCACGCUGCCGGGCAUCAGUCUGUGCCGGGAGCACGGCCGCGGCGGCAGCAGCGGCGGCCAGUCGCAGUCCGGCGCCAGGCAGCGGCGGCAGACGCUGCUGCUCUGAGCCGGCCGCGCCCAGCGCCGCCACGCGGCAAUAUUCCGAACUAGUAGUGUGUGCGCCGGCCGCCGGGCGGCGCGGCUCGUCAUUCCGGCCGGUGAUGCUCGCUCGCGGUGGUCCACUAGUCUCUCAAGGUCCGACCGGUCGUCUUUCAGCCGCGCCGGCCCGCGCCCUGGCUGACCGUCUCCGGCCCACGCGGCAGCGGCGCUGACAGACAGACAGACAUACGGGGCAACACGCCGAGCGAGCGACUGAGAUAGAAAGAACGAGCGAGAGAUAAAGGGAAAUAUUUGUCAAAUCGCGUGGCUGUAACUUCUUUUGCGCGUUCAUAUCUACGUAUAUAAAUAACCUUAUGAUGCGUUCCCAAUGUGCCGUGUCGUGUGUGCGACGUGACUAUGUGUAUUUGCCGGAUCUAGUGACAUAGCCGAAAUCCGAGCGUUCUCUGACGCUCUUCAGUGGCGGAGGGUCGGCGGGCGGCGCUGGCUGACCUGGGGUCCUCGCCCCGACCCGGCUCCCCGCCGGGCCGGUCGGACGCGCCCCGGCCGACCCUCCCCGCAGUUGUUUAGUCGUGGGAAGUCUAUUUUUGCAGCGUUCUGCGGACAUUGUGUGGGAACGGCUCGCUGGGUGUUGUUGUGAUGUGCGGUCCCGAGUCCCUUGUCAGAGGCGAAAUGUUCACACACAAACACACACACAUACACACACAUACACAGUGUUGCCCGACCAAAAUCGUCAAUAAAGCUGUUUGUAUA
Molecule: messenger RNA, 2042 nt
Organism: Amphibalanus amphitrite
Lineage: Eukaryota; Metazoa; Arthropoda; Thecostraca; Balanomorpha; Balanidae
Product: cyclin-dependent kinase 17-like
Exons: 7
Biological process (GO): protein phosphorylation
Cellular component (GO): cytoplasm; nucleus
Molecular function (GO): ATP binding; protein kinase activity
Source: RefSeq, a predicted model, not a curated record